Miscanthus lutarioriparius is the source of this 519-nucleotide messenger RNA. NCBI's taxonomy places the organism in Eukaryota, Viridiplantae, Streptophyta, Magnoliopsida, Poales, Poaceae. The record is from the annotation of a GenBank genome assembly.
AUGCUCUCCGCCGUGCGAUCUGGUUCCAUUGGCCGGUGGCGAUCGCCGCCGCACCUCCUCCCACGCCUCCUCUCCUCCUCGUCCUCCUCCUCCGGCACUUCUCCCGCGCGGCCGCAGGCGGCGGCGCUGCUGGAGCUCCCGGAGGUGGAGAAGGUGCUGCGCGACGUCCGGGCGGGCGACGUGCGCGUCUUCCCCGUCGGCGAGGGCGGGCUGCACGGGGGUGCCUGCGCCGACUACAUGGUCGUCGCCACAGGCCGCUCCGAUUGGCACAUAAAGCAAAAGCAGAAGGGCUCUGAUAGAAUAUUGAUGCCAAGUGUAGAAGGUCAGCAAGCGGGAAAAUGGGUUGUCAUUGAUUCAGGAAGCAUAAUCAUCCACGCACUUGAAGAAAGGGCAAGAGAGUAUUAUGAUUUAGAAAGCAUUUGGUCAAAAGAGGUGUCCCCUAACACUUCUGUUCAGAGAGAUGUCUGUAUCUGGCAGUUAGAACGGAUAUUUAAGGAACUUCCUCAUGAGAUGACCUAG